Messenger RNA from Nilaparvata lugens (brown planthopper), 2393 nucleotides. RefSeq lists its product as uncharacterized. The coding region runs from base 1634 to 2140 and encodes 168 amino acids. The record is from RefSeq and is a predicted model, not a curated record. NCBI's taxonomy places the organism in Eukaryota, Metazoa, Arthropoda, Insecta, Hemiptera, Delphacidae. The transcript has 4 exons.
UUUUUAAACUUGAACAGUAAUGCAAAACCGUCGACUUGAAUCUUAGACCUCACUUUGCUCGGUCAAUGACUUAAAAAUGCUUCUAAAUAGCAGAACAUGUUGUUUUCCAAUGAAAAUAGUUGAAAAGAUAAUGUGAUUUUUAUUUAAUACAAGUACAAUCUGUAUAGAUAUGUAGCCCAUGUUAUGUGGUACAGUUCAUGCAUCUACUAUUUAAUUUUAUUCAAGUGAAUAAUCUUGUCUUUGAUAAACUCUGUACUUCAUCCAAUACUGAGCGGCUCUAUCAUAAUAUCUAAUCUACCAAAAACGCAAUAGAAUCCAAGUUUCUCUAGAAUCGUCUUUAAUUUUUCUCAUUUUUUUGUCUUUAAUGCAUUUAUUUAUUCAUUUAUUAGGUUAUCAUAAACAAUACAAUUAUCGGAGAAGAAAGAACAGGCUAUUGCCCAAAACGUCUUCAAUUUCCUAAUUCAGUUUCAAAUUACAGCAUUCAUGCGAUUUAACAAGUAUAUUAAUAUCCCCUCUUUGAACUGCGCGAUAUGAUGUGCAGGCUUGUGUGAAGUUUUUUGUACUCUGCAUUUUGAAAACACGUAAGGAUGAACUAUGGACGAAAUCCAUGAUCAUAUUCCAGUAACAUAAAAAUAUAGCCUGAUUGAAUAGGUAGCAUAAAUAUGAUUAAUUUUGUGAUUCCCAUUUUGACUAAGUAGUCUAAUUUCUAGAUUUUUCAGUAGAUAGUUUCUACUAUUCUCAGUAGAUUUUUAGUUCUGCUGAUGAAACAGUCAGUGCCAUUUCGAUUUUAUAUAAAGAUUCUACUCAAAUGAAGGAAUCGUGUUGUAUUGAAAAAUAGUAACAGAACUAAAAAUCUACCUGAGAACCAAAAACAUUAAAAUUUGUGAGACUAGAAACGUACUUUCGAAAUAUUCCAAAUACACAUUUUAUGCAUUCAUUUCUCAUCUAAGGUCAAUCAAUACUAAGCUCAAACGUAUACUUCGAAUUCUUCAAAUACAAAUAUGCAAAACUCAUCUACCUCAAGUAAAUGUCAACUUUUCCAAUGAAUAAAAAUCAAUUCCCUAUUUUUGGUAGACCAUUUUUUGAACCAGCAAUCUAUGAGGUACGGUAUUACAGAACAGCUUUCUGCUCAAGGAGAAGAUAGUAUUUCAUUUUCUAGUAGGGCAUUUGGCAUUUUCAAUUCUUCCAACAAAGAGAAGUUAGUCUGGGUUGAUGACUUUAGAAAAACUCUGAGAACCCAAAGUCCAACUCACUUCACACACACACAUCUUCUCUCUCACACACACGUAAGCUACUCCCUCACACAGUCUCUCUUUCUCACACACAUACUAAGGGUUAAACACACACUCUCUCUCUCUCACACACACACCCCUAAACUUUCUAUUCAAUACUAUAACGGUAUAUACAUGGCAUUAUAUCCAACCACCACUUCCACAACUAUCAGGUUGAAGUAGGGAGGGGGUGGAUAUUUCUUUUCGAAUAAGGCAACCACUUCUGCUCAGCAUUCGUCUCUGGCUGGUCUUUCGUUCGAGUUCAAGACAUUCCUUCAAGAAGUGGUUUGUUAGCGUUUGCUGUUUUUCCUGUUGCAGUGUUUGUUCCUGUUAGCGUGUGUUUCGACGUCUGAUCAGGAGAAAUGAAAAAAAUGAAUAACAACUUGUUCUACUUGAGGGAAACGCAAAACGAGCUUGUCAAAUCUGUUGAAGUUUUAAGAACUGCGCAGGAAAGCCGUGCAAAUGUGGAUAUGCCAAGCCUGCAAUACCCCCCAGAGGGAAUAAUUGAGGAUUUUCCUGCCUCAACUAUGGAGAGUUUGCAGAAAAUUGAACGAAAACUCAUGGAAAGGAGUUUCCUAAUCAGAUGUGAGACAUAUGUUGCGUCAUGCGCCGACAAAACCUCAGAAGGGCGCACAAUUACUAGCAUAAUGGGGAAGCUGGUGACGCUCGACGUAGCCGUUAACUUCUCUUGGAAGGGAGUGCAACGGAAAGAUCACAAAAUAGAGAAGAAACCAUUUAAGGAUCUUCUGAUAGCCAAAGUUAUGAUUGCUGCUACAAAACGGUGCUGGCCAAAAUCAGAGUUGAAGCAAGUCCAAUUGAAAGCGGCUACAUGGCUUGCACAAGCCCAAUCAAAGUUGGACAAAAUGUAAGCAUUCAUCUCACAAUCAAUUUCUCUAGAAAAUCUGUAUUGGAAAAAUGUAUUACACGACCAUCUUCCCAUUCGAAAAAUUUGAGCUAGGAUUCAAUAUGACUGAUCCAAGAUGGCGGACCAAAUUUUUAAUGUCAUGAUUCAGUGGAAAAUUUUAGCACAAUCCCCCACGUCACCUACCAUCAAAUUACCUCUAUGAAAAGUAUCAAGCCGUUUCCAAACCUUUUACUCACUCUGUAUUGAGCUGUUUCCUG